UUUUUACAGCAUGAAAGUGUGUUUCGGAAUGACUGUAGAAGUCAAUCCUGUCAAAAACCUGCGUCGUAUUAAGUGAAGUGACGCUGUUCCAUUACCUUUCCAAACGCCAAGAAACAUGGCCGAGAAGGACUCAUCUCUUCUGAAACAAAUGAAAACCCUCAAAGAUACCCAGGAUGACAUCCAAGGAAUGUCAACGUGGUGUCUCUCUAAGGGUCUCUCAAUUGCGCCCAAGAUAAUCUCCACUUGGUCUCGUGCAUUCAAAGAAGCCGAAAAAGGGUCUCACAGAGUCUCUUUGUUUUACCUGGCGAAUGACAUCGUCCAACAUGCGAAGCGACGGAAGAUCAAGGAGUUCGUCGAAGGUUGGAACAAAGUGCUCGUCUUCGCCAUGCCUCUUGUCAGGACCGAUCCAGAAGUGUGUCGGAAAGUGAAACGCGUUUUGAACAUCUGGAAAGAAAGAGAAAUCUACGAAGCAAACUUCAUCCGGUCUUUGGAAGACAUCAUCGACCAGAAGUCGGAGUCGGAGCCGAUAGAUUUCGAAGAGUCAGUGAAAACCUACCGAUUCUCCGAGUUUGCUACUCAGUGCGCGAAAGUUGUCUCGAGUUCAGAACGGACUGAACGAGCCAAGAAGGCGUUUGAAGCUACCAAGUUGAACUUCUCCAAAGUACUCGAAAUGCGGGAGAAAUUCAAAGAGUACAAACCCGGAGACCCUCGGAUCACGGAGUUCUACGCAUCCGUGUCCGCAUUGCGGGAAUAUUGCUCAUCACUGAAAUCCGAAAGAGAAGACAAACUGCGGAUGAUUCGGAUCGCAGAAAUCGGAAACUACUUUUAUUCGCGCACUCGUAGGGAAGCCAAAGUUGUGACCAAGGCUUACAAAAACUUUGAGAACCGGUUGAAGGACAUUCAUGAAAAGGUGAUGGAAUGUGAAGGAACUUUGCCGAGUCCAGUUCCGUCCCCAGAACCCAAUGCUCCUUCGCCAGUGGAUUCGGAACCCGAGGAAGUUCCAGUCAAGUCUGUGAUCGCGUCCAAGUUUGGGGGCAACGGGAUGUUGUCCAGUGUUGUGUCUGUGGUGCAAAAGGAGCCUUAUUCCAGUCGACGAAGCGUA
Molecule: messenger RNA, 1102 nt
Organism: Notodromas monacha
Lineage: Eukaryota; Metazoa; Arthropoda; Ostracoda; Podocopida; Cyprididae
Source: the annotation of a GenBank genome assembly